Molecule: messenger RNA, 1905 nt
Organism: Xiphophorus couchianus (Monterrey platyfish)
Lineage: Eukaryota; Metazoa; Chordata; Actinopteri; Cyprinodontiformes; Poeciliidae
Gene: renbp
Product: renin binding protein
Exons: 11
Coding region: 139-1347 (402 amino acids)
Biological process (GO): carbohydrate metabolic process
Molecular function (GO): isomerase activity
Source: RefSeq, a predicted model, not a curated record
GAAUCCGCGGAGUCGGUUGGACCUGCUCGGCUCUGAUUGGCUGUUAAUUUUUCCCUUCCUGCUGCAUCAUGUGACCAACACAAGUAGCGGAGCUGAUCCAGAGCCGACAGGCGGACCGCUGCUGGACGUGCAGGAAGCAUGUCUGUUGGGAAGCUGGAAGAGUGCCGGCAGCACAUCCGGGCGCAGCUGGACGCUGUCGUGGAAUUCUGGCUCAAAUAUUCCCACGACACAGUACACGGAGGCUUCUUCACUUGCAUUGGGAGGGAGGGAAAUGUUUAUGAUGAGCUGAAGUAUGUGUGGCUGCAGGGAAGACAGGUGUGGAUGUACUGCCGUCUGUAUCGUAGCAUGGAUCGCUUCCACAGGCCUGACAUCCUGGCAGCAGCAAAGGCCGGGGGAGAAUUCCUCAGAAAGUUUGCACGUGUGUCCACUAAUGGAAAUCAGUGGAAAUGUGCCUUUUGCUUAACAAGAGAUGGCAAAGCUGUCAAAGUUCAGAGGACCAUAUUCAGCGAGUGUUUCUAUAUAAUGGCCAUGGACGAACUGAGCAGGGUCACUGGCGACAAGGAAAUGGAGCUGGAGGCCGAGCAGAUGAUGGAGCAGCUGAUCUACUGGGUCCGGGAGGACGCGUCGGGUCUGGGAAGGCCCCAGCUCCCAGGGGACGAUCCGACUAACAGCAUGGCAGUUCCCAUGAUGCUGCUGUGCCUGGUCCAGCAGCUGUCCGACGGCCGGCCGGAGACUGGGGGAAAGUACGCAGAACUGGGAAGUUGGUGUGUGAGUGAGAUUCAGCAACAUGUCCAGAGAGACGGCACAGCGAUCCUAGAGAACGUGUCUGCGACCGGAGCAGAGCUGCCUGGAUGUCUGGGCCGGCUGCAGAACCCAGGCCACGCCCUGGAAGCCGGCUGGUUCCUGCUGCGGUACGCCGCCGACAACGAUAACAAGGAGAUCCAGAGAACUGCUAUUGAAAAGUUUGUGGAGCUUCCCUUCGAGAGUGGCUGGGACAAAGCCCACGGUGGCCUCUUCUACUUCCUGGACGUGGACGGUCACUGCCCCACUCAGCUGGAGUGGAGCAUGAAGCUGUGGUGGCCUCACAGCGAGGCGCUCGUCGCCUUCCUCAUGGCCUACAGUCAGACCAAGAACCCUGAGCUGCUGGAGAACUUCUUCAGGGUCUAUGAGUACACCUUUAGCCACUUUCCUGACUCCGAGAGCGGCGAGUGGUUUGGCUAUCUGACCCAAGAAGGGAAAGUAGCGUUGGAUUUUAAAGGAGGACCGUUUAAGGGCUUCUUCCACGUACCUCGCUGCCUGUACAUGUGUGAGAGCCUCUUGGAUGAUCUGCUGGGAAAACAUGGCUGAAUAUUCAGACAUCAGUGUUCAGACUCAAGGGGAACUCGUCUGACUUGUAGUCCAGAGUUCUGACUCAAGGCACACACACACACACACACACACACACACACACACACACACACAAAAAAAAAUUUUAUUUGGUUAAUAUACUCAUUUCUGUCUGAAGUCAAAAAGAGCUACAGAAAAAGGAUCUAUACUGUGAAUUUAGGGUAAGAUUCUUUUAGUACUUUGUUGCUCGGCUAAUCUAACUUCCAAACACAUCCAUGAUGGACGGGUAGACAGUAGACAUUUGUUGCUUGUAUCGCUACUGCAGCUGCUCUAUGUUUUUUUUCAAUAGAUUUAAUGCUGUUUUUGAAUGAAAGGAUGACCACUAUCGAAGAGCCUGAGUGAAGACCUCCAUCAUCAAACGCAGCCAAUAAUGCACAAAACGGAACUUUUUGGUUAAAACAUGCCUUGUUCUUUAAACGAUUUUAUCUUUCCGACCUUCUCGUCCCGCGUCUCAGUGGCAGUUUUGGAUUGACAUGUCUUUUACAAUCUGAAAAAUCCGAAAUAAAAUCUCACAUUUCA